UCUAUUGGCGGCACUGGAAGUUCCGGUGCCGCGCUGGCCGUUCGUUCAUUCUGGGCGAUGCGGUGACGAGACCUGGUCUGGGCCUUGCGGGUUUCCGUCAUGGCUAACGUGUAUUCGCUGGACGGGCUGCUGGUGUUCGGGUUGCUCUUCGUGUGCACCUGCGCCUACUUCCGGAAGGUGCCUCGGCUGAAAGUCUGGCUGCUCUCGGAGAAGAGGGGCGUCUGGGGGGUAUUCUACAAAGCGGCAGUGAUUGGUACUAGACUCCAUGCAGCAGUGGCAAUAUCCUGCAUUGUAAUGGCUUUUUAUGUCCUCUUUAUAAAAUGAAUCUCAGCACUUCAGAUGGACAGUGUUGUUUGAAUGAAGAUGCUAAAGAAGGCAUAUCUCUUUUGCUUCAGAGGACAAAAUAUCUCUUAGAGGAACUGACACAGAACCCUGCACAGAUGUCAAGGGGAAAUUCUUCUAUGACCAAGCCUUUUUUGAGACCAAGGGAGUGGCUUUUAUAACAGCAACCAUCGUCUGUGCUUCUAGUAAGCUUGAAAAUGAUCAACAAAGAUUGUUUUAUGUGCAGAUUCUUAAAAUCAAUACUACAAUUUGCAGAAGGAAAACCAUCAAAUGUUUGUGGCAAAUGGAAGUGAAUAAUUAUGUUUCCAGAGUCUGGCACAGUAUAGAGGGGGGAAGGAUUUGCAUUCCUGGUGUUUUAAAGGGAAUUGCUCUAAAUCCCAAAAAUGUAAUAAUGAACAGCAAAGUACAGGUGUGGAUUUUGCUUUCAUUGGCUUUUUUUCUUUUAUUAAUGCACUUUUAAGAUUGGAGGAUAAAGCUAUCAUAAAAAUUAGUAACUGGAUAUGGUAAACUAGCUAGUAAUAGAGUAAAAUCUUUGCACAGUUCAAAGAAGUGUUUAUGCACUUUUUACCCUUGAAGGAAAAAAACAAUCUGAAUCACAAAGGAAAUGAAAUGUUGUUUGGUGAUAUAUUUGCACCACCUUGGCAUAAUUAACAGCCUUACCACCUCUUGCAAACAGCCAAGAAUGGCUGAAAUGCUGCAAGUUCUGUAGCACACAAUUAACAAUUGACAACAAUUCAAACAUACCCGGUUUUUGGAUGUUGCUGUGUAGGAGGAAGCAAUGGGGACAUAUGCUGUUACAUAAGUUAAUAGAUGUUAAAAUGUUUAAAUUACAUUUAAAGAUCGUAACUUGUAUAUUUUGGAAAGUGUAUAGACUUUAAAGAUGAAAGAUUUAUGUUUGCUUUCUUUUUUUAAUGAUUCCCUUUUAUGUUCUUUUUCUUCUUCACUGUCCUUAUUUGAAUUGUACUCCCUUUUAACCUUGUCCUUACAUUAUAGGAAGUCAUCAUCUAGAGUAGAAGCAGCUACAGUAGAAGCAGUAAAAGUGCAUGUUUUAUUUUCAGUGUUGAAAACACUUGAUGGACAGAAAUUCACAAGUAACUUCAGGACUGGGGCAUUUUUUUUAAAAUCCAUAGUUUGCAUAAAACUAAAAAGGCAAGUUUGUAUGUCAUCACAGACAGGAACUGUCUCUUACCGCAUUUUUAUAAAUUGGCAAGAAGUACACUGGAACCCUAACUGGGCCUUUGGGUAUUUCAGAAGUAUGUGUGUGAAUAAACCUGCCUUAUUUUUCUUCCCCAUA
This is a messenger RNA of Podarcis raffonei (Aeolian wall lizard), 1636 nucleotides long. RefSeq names its product transmembrane protein 167B (gene TMEM167B). Bases 100 to 324 code for a protein of 74 amino acids. The record is from RefSeq and is a predicted model, not a curated record. NCBI's taxonomy places the organism in Eukaryota, Metazoa, Chordata, Lepidosauria, Squamata, Lacertidae. The transcript has 3 exons.